CGCCCUCUCUCUCCUCUCUCUCUCUCCCCCCUCCUUCUUCCCCCUCUCCAAACCCUCGGCUUCGGUCGCGAGCGCGAGCGCGAGGCCGCGCGAUUUCGCGUCUCGCGGCGGAGGAGAACCGGAGCGCGCGCGCGCCCUUCCCUUCGUCGCCCGCUUCGCGUGCCCCGCGGCGCGGGGGGCGUGGUGGUGGUGGUGGUCGCCGCCGCGCGAUCUCCAAAAACCCUAAAAGCCCUGGCGCGGGCGCGGCGGUAGGGUUUGGGCGGUGGUGGGGUGGGGGGCUGCCAUGGCGCCCAUCAACAGCUCCAACAUGGAGCAGCACUCGCAGAAGCUCCUCGAGCCGGACCUUCCUGUGCAAGUCCGACUGCAGCUUGCCAUGGAAGUUCGGGACAGCCUGGAGAUGACUCAUACUCCAGACUAUCUUAACUUUCUUAGAUGCUACUUCAGAGCAUUCUCGGCCAUCCUCAGCAACUUCACCGCACCACAGGGCACUGAGAAUGCGGAGCACAAGCUGCGGAAUGUGGUGAUUGAGAUCCUCAAUCGGCUACCCCACAGUGAGGUGCUCCGACCCUUUGUGCAAGACCUGCUCAAGCUCUCUCUUCGUGUAUUGACACAGGACAAUGAGGACAAUGCACUUCUUGCCAUCAGGAUUGUAUUUGAUCUCCUCCGUAACUUUCGCCCUACUGUCGAGGCAGAGGUGCAGCCGUUCCUUGAUUUUGUUGUUACCAUAUACCGCAACUUUCCCAAUACUGUCACCCAUUUCUUCGAUAAUCCCAAUGUCAGUGCCAAUAUUGCUGCUGCCGUGCCCAACCAGCAUUUGGACCCCACUGCUGAUGCCCCAGGCACGGUGGCAGUGCCAGGCGGUGGACAACUCAAUCCAAGUGCACGGUCAUUCAAGAUAGUCACAGAGAGCCCUCUAGUAGUGAUGUUUUUGUUCCAGUUGUAUGCUAAGCUUGUGCAGACAAAUAUCCCAUACUUGCUACCACUCAUGGUGUCUGCAAUCUCUAUUAAGGGGCCAGACAAAGUGCCACCACACCUGAAGACGCCCUUUGUUGAGUUAAAGGGUGCACAAGUCAAGACAUUGUCAUUCCUGACGUACCUUCUGAAGAGCAACGCGGAUCAUAUAAAGUCAUAUGAGGAAAGCAUAUGCAAGAGCAUUGUGAACUUGCUUGUUACAUGCCCCCCGGACUCUGUUUCCAUAAGGAAGGAGCUGCUAGUUGGCUUGAAGCAAGUUCUCAACACUGAGUACAGGCGUGGUUUAUUUCCCUUGAUUGACACACUUCUUGAUGAGAGGGUUUUGAUAGGCACAGGCCGAGUUUGCAUCGAGACAUUGAGACCUCUUGCCUAUACCCUUCUUGCCGAGCUGGUGCAUUAUGUUCGUGGAGACCUUUCUCUUCCGCAGCUAUCGCGGAUCAUUUAUUUGUUCUCUCGGAAUAUGCAUGAUUCUUCGCUAACCCUUGUCAUUCAUACGACAUCGGCUCGUUUGAUGUUGAAUCUGGUUGAGCCUAUAUAUGAAAAAGGUAUUGAUCAGCCAAGCAUGGAUGAAGCACGGAUUUUGUUGGGGCGUAUACUGGAUGCAUUUGUUGGGAAGUUCAGGACAUUGAAGCGCACAAUUCCUCAGUUGCUUGAAGAAGGCGAGGAAGGGAAGGAACACCAAAAUUUGAGAAUGAAACUUGAAGUCCCAUUACAGACUGUGCUGAAUUUGCAACCACCCUUGGAGUACACAAAGGAGAUUAAUGAUUACAAAAGUCUGAUAAGGACACUCGUACUAGGAAUGAAGACAAUAAUCUGGAGCAUAACCCAUGCUCAUUGGCCACGCCCACAGCAACAAAGUCAACAAUCAUCAAAUUUAUCAGUACAACCAUUCAGGGGACUGCGGGAGGAUGAGGUGCGGAAGACUUCGGGUGUUCUAAAAUCUGGGGUUCACUGUUUGGCUCUUUUUAAGGAAAAGGAUGAGGAGAGAGACAUUCUGCAAUGUUUUUCCCAAAUGCUAGCUAUAAUGGAAGCUCGGGAUAUAAUGGACAUGUUUUCCUUUUGCAUGCCAGACCUCUUUGAUUGCAUGAUAACAAACAACCAGCUGUUACACAUAUUUUCUAGCCUUUUGCAAGCUCCCAAGGUUCUUCGGCCAUUCACAGAUGUAUUGAUUAAUUUCCUCGUUAGCUCAAAACUUGACGCGCUGAAGCAGCCAGAUUCGCCUGCAGCAAAGCUUGUCUUGCAACUCUUUCGCUUUUUGUUUGUCGCUGCAGCAAAGGCCCCAGAAAGUUGUGAGCGCACUCUUCAGCCACAUGUCCCAGUAAUAAUGGAAGUUUGCAUGAAGAGUGCCACUGAAGUUGAGAAACCUCUUGGUUACAUGCACCUUCUCCGUAGCAUGUUCCGUGCAUUGAACAUUGCUAAAUUUGAUUCAUUGAUGCGUGAUCUUAUACCGUCUUUACAGCCUUGCCUCAAUAUGUUGCUCUCCAUGCUUGAUGGACCAACUAGUGAAGAUAUGCGAGACUUGAUUUUGGAGCUUUGCCUGAUAUUACCUGCUCGCUUGAGUUCUUUGCUGCCUCACAUUCCUCGUUUGAUGAAACCUCUCGUUCUUGCUCUGAAAGGGAGUGAUGACCUUGUGAGCUUAGCUCUUCGUACACUAGAAUUUUGGAUUGAUAGUCUCAACCCUGAUUUUUUGGAACCUAGCAUGGCCAAUUUAAUGUCUGAUGUCAUUCUUGCUUUAUGGUCUCACUUGAGGCCUCCUCCCUACACAUGGGGUACAAAGUCCUUGGAACUGUUAGGUAAGCUAGGGGGUCGAAAUAGGCGAUUUUUGAAGGAGCCCCUCGCACUUGAAUGCAAGGAAAACCCGGAACAUGGACUUCGUUUAGUUCUGACUUUUGAGCCUGCAACACCGUUUCUAGUUCCACUGGACAGAUGCAUACACUUUGCAGUCAGUGCAGUUAUGCAAGGUAAUAGUAUGGAAGCUUUCUACAGGAAACAGGCUCUUCAGUUUAUUCGAGUGUGCUUGGAUUCUUUGUUAAACUUACGGGAAAAUGUACCCGGUGAGGGUGUGAGCCCUGGAGUUCUUGGGACACUGCUAAUAUCUUCUUUGGAUCCAUCAAGGCGUCGCAAUGAUGCUUCUGAUAUGAAGGGAGAUUUAGGUGUGAAGACAAAGACACAACUACUGGCAGAGAAAUCUGUUUUCAAGGUUCUGCUUGUAGCUAUCAUUGCAGCUAAUUCUGACACCAGCCUUACAGACGAGAAGGAUGACUUCGUUGUUGAUUUAUGUCGACAUUUUGCUAUGCUUUUCCAUAUCGAUUCUUCAUCCUCCAGUCAGUCUGGAUAUGUACAACCUGUUGGUUCGUCCCUUUCAUCUAGCAUUGGAUCUAGAUCAAGGAACAACUCUUCAUCUAAUCUCCGUGAGUUGGAUCCUUUAAUAUUUAUGGAUUCAUUGGUUGAAGUACUCUCAAGUGAAAAUCGUCAACAUGCAAAAGCUGCUCUGUCUGCUUUAAAUACUUUUGCUGAGACACUACUCUUUCUUGCUCGCAUGAAGCAUACUGGUAUGCUAAGAGGUGGUCCUAGUACCCCCAUGUUAGUUUCUAGUCCAUCUUUGAAUCCAGUUUAUUCUCCUCCUCCAAGUGUGCGGGUUGCAGUAUUUGAGGAAUUAUUGCCACGCCUGUUGCAUUGUUGUUAUGGUAGCACAUGGCAAGCUCAGAUGGGUGGUGUAAUGGGCCUUGGAGCGCUGGUUGGUAAAGUGUCUGUGGAUACCCUAUGCAUUUUCCAGGUUAGAGUUGUACGCGGGCUUAUCCAUGUUCUUAAGAGGCUCCCGAUGCAUGCAAACAAAGAGCAGGAGGAGACAAACCAUGUCCUAACACAAGUUCUACGGGUAGUAAACAAUGCAGAUGAAGCAAACAGUGAACAUCGCCGACAAAGUUUUCAGGGAGUUGUGGAGUUUCUUGCAGUGGAACUGUUUAACCCAAAUACCUCAAUUGUUGUGAGGAAGAAUGUGCAGGCAUGCUUAUCACUGCUUGCAAGUAGAACUGGCAGUGAGGUCUCUGAAUUGCUGGAGCCUCUGUACCUCCCGUUGCUCCAGCCUCUGAUUUCACGAUCUUUGCGUUCCAAGAACAUUGAGCAGCAGGUGGGUACUGUUACAGCAUUGAAUUUCUGUUUAGCACUAAGACCACCUCUUCUGAAGUUGUCUCCUGAGCUCGUGAACUUUUUGCAAGAAGCACUGCAAAUUGCUGAGGCUGAUGAGACUGUUUGGGUCACCAAGAUGAUGAAUGCAAAAAUAAUUAUGACAUGGAACAAAUUGAGGACGGCAUGCAUUGAACUACUCUGUACUGCAAUGGCAUGGGGAGAUCUGAAAGCUCCAAAUCAUAGCGACUUACGUGCAAAGAUUAUCUCAAUGUUCUUCAAAUCUCUGACAUGCAGGACUACAGAGAUUGUCAAUGUUGCCAAGGAGGGACUUCGUCAGGUCGUUCAGCAGCAAAGGAUGCCAAAAGAUCUUCUGCAAAGCAGUUUAAGGCCCAUCUUAGUUAACUUAGCACAUACAAGGAGUCUUACCAUGCCGUUGCUCCAGGGAUUGGCUCGUCUGCUUGAAUUACUAUCAAACUGGUUUAAUGUCACUUUAGGUGCUAAGUUAUUGGAUCACUUGAAAAAAUGGCUGGAGCCAGAAAAGCUUGCCCAGAGUCAAAAAUCUUGGAAAGCUGGAGAUGAGCCAAAAAUAGCUGCAGCUAUGAUUGAGCUUUUUCACCUUCUUCCCCCGGCGGCGAGCAAAUUUUUGGAUGACCUUGUUACGUUGGUAAUUGAUUUAGAGAGGGCACUUCCUGAAGAUCAAUUUUAUAGUGAAAUCAACAGUCCUUAUCGUGCUCCACUUGCAAAAUUUUUGAACCGCUAUGCCGUGGAGGCCGUUGACUAUUUUCUUGCUCGAUUAAGCCAUCCAAAGUAUUUCAGAAGGUUCAUGUACAUAAUCUGCUCUGAUACUGGGGAGUUAAGGGACCAGCUUGCAAAAUCGCCUCAAAAAAUACUUGCUAGCGCCUUUUCACAGUUCUAUUCACAAACUGAAGCUGCUGGUAAUCAAUCUUCCUCAGUGAAGGAUGAGGGACUUACUGGUGCCAUAACUGAAGGUUUUACAGGCCAAUCAUCAUCAAACAUGGCUACUGGUUCUGACAGUUACUUUAAUGGACUGGAACUUAUUUCAACCCUUGUAAAAUUGAUGCCUGAAUGGCUCUGUAACAACCGGGUUGUCUUUGACACUUUGUUGCUUGCUUGGAAAUCACCCUCAAGAAUUGAUCGCCUGCAAAAUGAGCAGGAAUUGAGUUUACCGCAGGUGAUGGAAAGCAAGCGGCUCAUAAAAUGCUUCCUAAAUUAUCUAAGGCAUGAUCGUACGGAAGUUGGUGCGCUAUUUGAUAUGCUAUCAAUAUUCUUGUACCGUAGCCGCAUUGAUUAUAGUUUUCUUAAGGAAUUUUAUGUUAUAGAGGUUGCUGAAGGCUAUGCACCAAAUUUGAAGAAAAUUAUUCUUAAUCACUUUCUGAACAUAUUCCAGUCAAAGCAUUAUGGACAAGAUCAUUUAGUCGUUGCUAUGCAGAUACUUAUCCUUCCAAUGCUAGCUCAUUCUUUCCAAAAUGGGCAAAGUUGGGAAGUUGUUGAUCCAUCUAUUAUUAAAACUAUUGUUGACAAGCUUCUUGAUCCUCCGGAAGAGGUCAGUGCUGAAUAUGAUGAACCCUUGAGGAUAGAACUCCUUCAGCUUGCAACAUUACUUCUGAAGUAUCUACAGAGCGAUCUUGUUCACCAUCGAAAGGAACUCAUAAAGUUCGGUUGGAACCAUCUCAAACGUGAAGAUAAUUCCAGCAAGCAAUGGGCUUUUGUGAACGUGUGUCAUUUCUUAGAGGCCUAUCAAGCUCCUGAAAAGAUUAUUCUGCAGGUUUUUAUUGCUCUACUGCGGACAUGCCAACCAGAAAAUAAGCUGCUGGUGAAGCAAGCUCUUGACAUCCUCAUGCCUGCCCUUCCUAGAAGACUCCCUCCAGGGGACAGCCGCAUGCCAAUAUGGAUUAGAUACACCAAGAAAAUCCUUGUGGAGGAAGGCCAUUCAAUUCCCAACAUGAUUCACAUAUUCCAGCUUAUUGUUCGUCAUGCAGACCUCUUCUACAGUUGCAGAGCCCAUUUUGUUCCCCAGAUGGUCAACUCCCUUAGCCGUCUUGGACUACCAUACAACACAACAGCAGAAAAUAGACGACUGGCAAUUGAACUUGCUGGACUGGUGGUGGCGUGGGAAAGACAGAGACAAAGUGAGAUGAAAGUUGUGCAGGAAAGUGAGAACACGAGUCAAAUUGGUGAUAUGCUUAGUCCUGUUAUUGGCGGUGAUCCAAAACGCUCAUCGGAUGUUCCCACAUUUGGUGAUGAUUUGAGUAAGAGGGUGAAAGUUGAACCAGGGUUGCAACCCCUUUGCGUGAUGUCGCCUGGGGGGGCAUCAAUACCUAAUAUCGAGACACCUGGGUCUUCCGGGCAACCAGAUGAGGAGUACAAACCUAACGCUGCUAUGGAGGAGAUGAUCAUUACAUUCCUUAUAAGGGUGUCGCUGGUGAUUGAACCAAAGGAUAAGGAAUCUAGCUCAAUGUACAAGCAAGCUCUUGAUCUACUGACUCAAGCUUUGGAAGUCUGGCCAAAUGCCAAUGUUAAAUUUAAUUAUCUUGAGAAAUUGCUUGGGAAUUUGACACCUUCUCAGUCCAAGGAUCCUGCAACAGCACUUGCUCAGGGCCUAGAUGUUAUGAACAAAGUCUUAGAAAAGCAACCCCGCCUCUUCAUCCGGAAUAACAUCAACCAUAUUUCUCAAAUACUGGAACCUUGCUUCAACAACAAAAUGUUGGAUGCUGGCAAGUCUCUUUGUUCAUUGCUAAAGAUGGUAUUCAGCGCGUUUCCCCUUGAAGCAGCUACAACACCACAAGAUAUAAAGUUGUUGUACCAAAGAGUUCAAGAUCUCAUUCAAAAGCAUCUUGCUGCUGUAACCACUCCCCAGAUAUCACUUGAACCUAGCAAUGCUAACUCUAUCAUAAGCUUUGCACUGUUUGUCCUCAACGCACUCGCAGAAGUACAGAAGAAUUUUAUUGAUCCGUUCAUAGGUUUGCUUCUUCGAGUCCUGCAACGUCUUGCACGUGACAUGGGAUCUUCUGCUGGCAACCAUGUUCGACAAGGACAGAGGCCUGAACAGGAUUCAUCAGUUAAUUCACGCCCCACAGUAGACCCUAUGGUCAUAUCUAACAUGAAGACCGUCUUAAAACUCAUAAGUGAGAGGGUGAUGGCCUCUUCUGAGUUCAGGCGAUCUAUGGGCCAAACACUUCAAGCACUCCUUUCAGAAAAAGGCACAGAUCCUAGCGUUCUUCUAUGCAUACUGGACAUGAUAAAAGCUUGGAUUGAGGAUGACUACAGACUUGCUUCAUCUACUGGCUCUGUCAGUUCACUUAAUCCAAAGGAGAUAAUAGCUUAUCUUCAGAAGUUAUCAGUAGUUGACAGAAAAAGCUUUCCCCCAUCUGUACAAGAAGAAUGGGAUGCAAAAUAUUUGCAACUUCUUUACUCACUCUGUGGAGAUACAGCUAAGUAUCAAAUGGCUUUGAGGCAAGAGUAUUUUCAUAAGGUGGAGAGGCAAUACAUGCUUGGACUUAGAGCUAAAGACCCAGAAAUGAGGAAGCGAUUCUUCAAACUUUACCAUGACUAUGUCGGAAAAACAUUAUUUGCUAGAUUGCAGUUUAUAAUACAGACCCAGGACUGGGAAGCAGUGAGUGAUGUUUUCUGGUUGAAGCAAGGCCUGGAUCUUAUUUUGGCAAUAUUAGUUGAAAAUGAGCCAAUUACACUCGCUGCAAAUUCUGCUCGAGUUCCUGCACUUAUGACAUCUGGGCCAGUUUCAGAUCGCAUGAUUAUGCCACAACAGGCUCCUGAUGCUCAGGAAAGCUUGGAUGGUACAUCUUUAUCGUUUGAUUCUCUGACUACAAGACAUGCUCAGUUUUUAAAUGAGGCAAGCAAGCUUGUGGUGGCAGAUGUCAUGGCUCCAUUGAGGGAACUUGCAUUUGCUGAUCCCAACGUCGCAUAUCAUUUGUGGGUUCUUGUAUUCCCAAUUGUUUGGGUAACCUUACACAAAGAGGAGCAAGUUGCUCUUGCUAAGCCAAUAAUUGCGCUUCUGUCAAAAGAUUAUCAUAAGAGGCAGCAAGGAUGCAGACCUAAUGUAGCCCAGGCACUCCUUGAAGGUCUUCACUUGAGCCAUCCUCAACCGCGCAUGCCUAGUGAGCUUAUCAAAUAUAUCGGAAAGACCUGCAAUGCAUGGCAUACUUCGAUUGCGUUACUCGAGAGCCAUAUGAUGCAUAUGAAUGAGGCCAAAUGCUCAGAGUCACUGGCUGAAUUAUACAGGCUUCUCAAUGAGGAUGACAUGAGAUAUGGAUUAUGGAAGAGAAGAUCAAUCACAGCAGAAACUAGAGCUGGGCUAUCACUUGUCCAACACGGUUACUGGCAGCAGGCACAAAAUCUCUUUUACCAGGCAAUGAUAAAAGCAACUCAAGGUACAUAUAAUAACACAGUCCCUAAGGCUGAAAUGUGUCUUUGGGAAGAACAGUGGUUGUCUUGUGCCACUCAAUUAGGUCAGUGGGAAGUAUUGGCUGAUUUUGGAAAAGGUGUGGAGAAUUACGAGAUUCUCUUAGACUGCCUUUGGAAGGCGCCUGACUGGACAUAUAUGAAGGAGAAUGUUAUUCCAAAAGCUCAGGUAGAAGAGACACCAAAGUUACGCCUUAUUCAAUCAUUUUUCACUCUUCAUGACAAAGGUACUAAUGGUGUUGGUGAAGCUGAGAACCUUGUCAGCAAAGGUGUUGAACUUGCACUAGAACAAUGGUGGCAGUUACCUGAAAUGUCUGUGCAGUCCCGAAUGCCUCUGCUGCAGCAGUUUCAGCAGUUGGUUGAAGUGAAAGAAUCCUCUAAAAUUCUGCUUGACAUUGCAAAUGGGAACAAACCAGCUUCAGGAAAUUCUGGUGCCAAUUCCAAUCAUCACAACUCCUUUGCUGACCUCAAGGAUAUUCUUGAGACAUGGAGACUUCGAACUCCUAAUGAAUGGGAUAAUAUGACUGUUUGGUAUGACCUCCUCCAGUGGAGGAAUGAGAUGUACAAUUCAGUAAUAGACGCAUUCAAAGAUUUUGGCCAAACAAAUCCUCAACUUCAUCAUCUUGGUUACCGAGACAAAGCUUGGAAUGUGAACAAGCUUGCUCACAUAGCUCGCAAACAAGGUCUUCCUGACGUUUGUGUAACUAUACUCGAUAAGAUGUAUGGUCAUGCUACCAUGGAAGUUCAGGAAGCAUUUGUGAAGAUAUGUGAACAAGCCAAGGCAUACUUAGAGAUGAAAGGCGAACUAGUCAGUGGUCUUAACUUAAUCAAUAACACCAAUUUGGAAUUUUUCCCUGUGAAGAACAAAGCAGAAAUAUUUCGUCUGAGAGGUGACUUCCUGCUAAAAAUGAAUGACUGCGAGAAUGCAAAUGUUGCUUAUUCAAAUGCUAUAACACUUUUUAAGCAUUUGCCAAAAGCAUGGAUUAGCUGGGGGAAUUACUGCGAUAUGGUUUUCAAGGAGACAAAAGAUGAGAUUUGGCUUGAGUAUGCCGUAAGUUGUUUCUUCCAAGGCAUCAAAUAUGGAGUUUCAAACUCAAGGAGCCAUCUUGCACGAAUUCUCUACCUUCUGAGCUUCGAUACACAAAAUGAACCUGCUGGAAGGGCUUUGGAUAAAUAUCUUGAGCAGUUGCCCCAUUGGGUUUGGCUUUCGUGGAUACCUCAGUUAUUGCUAUCAUUACAGAGAAGUGAAGCCCAACACUGCAAAUUAGUUUUGCUGAAAAUAGCCCAAGUUUAUCCACAGGCAUUGUAUUAUUGGCUUCGGACAUACUUGAUGGAACGUCGUGAUGUUGCUACAAAAACUGAAAUGGGAAGAAUAGCUCAGCAGCGUAUGCAGCAGGCUAUGCUGGCAAACAAUGCUGCCAAUAACUUAUCUGAAGGGAACGCGAGGACAUCUAAUCUUGGGGGUGGGAACAUGACUUCUGACAACCAAGUUCAUCAAGCUACCCAGUCAGGUGGUGCGGCAGUUUCUCAUGAUGGGGGUAAUCUCCAAGGACAAGAGUCAGACAGAUCUAAUGUUGAGGGUGGUACAAGCGCUGGCCAUGAUCAAGGUCAACCGAGUUCAACUGGUGCAGAUGGUUCGCAAAUGCCAGCAAGACGCAAUAAUGGACUUGGCUGGGUAACUUCUGCAGCAAGUGCAUUUGAUGCUGCAAAGGAUAUAAUGGAAGCUCUUAGGAGCAAGCAUACCAAUCUAGCCAAUGAGCUUGAGGUUUUACUGUCUGAAAUUGGAUCAAGAUUUGUUACUCUUCCCGAGGAAAGACUUCUUGCUGUGGUUAAUGCAUUGCUUCACCGCUGCUACAAGUAUCCAACUGCAACUACAGGCGAGGUUCCACAAUCUCUCAAGAAGGAACUUUCUGGUGUAUGCCGAGCUUGCUUUUCACAAGAUGCUGUUAACAAGCAUGUUGAUUUUGUCAAGGAGUACAAGCAAGAUUUUGAACGUGAUCUUGACCCAGAAAGUGCUACUACUUUUCCAGCAACACUUGCUGAACUCACUGAGAGAUUGAAGCACUGGAAGAAUGUUCUUCAGAGUAAUGUUGAGGAUCGGUUCCCUGCAAUUUUAAAGCUAGAGGAAGAAAGUAAAAUUCUCAGGGACUUCCAUGUUGUUGAUAUAGAACUUCCCGGGCAGUACUUCACAGAUCAGGAGGUUGCACCUGAUCAUACUGUCAAGUUGGACAGAGUUGGACCUGAUAUUCCUAUUGUCCGGAGGCACGGUAGUAGCUUCCGACGUCUGACACUUAUUGGCUCUGAUGGUUCACAGCGCCAUUUUAUUGUUCAGACAUCAUUGACUCCAAAUGCCCGGAGUGAUGAGAGAAUGCUGCAGCUAUUCCGUGUACUAAACAAAAUGUUUGACAAACAUAAAGAGUCGAGGCAGCGCCAUCUUGCUAUUCACACCCCAAUCAUUAUUCCUGUUUGGUCACAGGUUCGGAUGGUAGAGGAUGAUUUGAUGUACAGCACUUUCCUGGAGGUGUAUGAAAUUAACUGUGCCCGACAUAAUAGAGAAGCUGAUUCACCUAUUACAAUUUUCAAAGAACAGCUAAAUCAAGCCAUCUCAGGGCAGGUGUCCCCUGAAGCAGUGGUGGAAUUACGCUUGCAAGCCUAUAAUGAAAUUACUAAAAAUAUCGUUAAUGAUAAUAUCUUCUCUCAAUACAUGCAUAAGAUUCUACCAACUGGGAAUCACCUCUGGACCUUCAAGAAACAGUUUGCAAUCCAAGUGGCUCUGUCCUGUUUCAUGUCGUACAUGUUGCAGAUUGGUGGUAGGGCUCCUAACAAAAUAUUAUUUGCUAAAAAUACUGGCAAGAUCUUCCAGAAUGAUUUCCAUCCAGCUUAUGAUCCAAAUGGAAUGAUUGAGUUCAAUGAGCUAGUUCCCUUUAGGCUGACACGCAAUAUGCAAGCUUUCUUCUCAAAUUUCGGUGUUGAAGGUCUCAUUGUGUCUGCCAUGUGUUCUGCUGCCCAGUCUGUGGUUUCACCAAAACAAAGCCAGCAUAUAUGGCACCAUUUGGCUAUGUUUUUCCGUGAUGAACUGUUAUCUUGGUCAUGGAGGAGGCCACUUGGCAUUCCUUCUGUUCCAGUUGCUGCUGGAAUGAUUAACCCGUUGGAUUUCCAGCAAAAGGUGAUAAACAAUGUGGAGCAUGUCAUUACCCGUAUCAAAUUAAUAUCACCACAUUAUCUUGCUGAUGAGGAGGAGAAUUCAUCUGAGCCACCUCAGUCGGUCCAAAGAGGCGUCACGGAUCUCGUGGAAGCGGCAUUAUCUUCGAGGAACCUGUGCAUGAUGGAUCCGACAUGGCACCCGUGGUUCUGAAAAGUGAAAACAAACUCAGCCUAUUGUCGCCUGGCCAAAUAUUUACCAUAGCCUUUUGUAGCCUAACCGAGAUUGCUCGUAGGUGAUGUAAAUAUUAACCUUAUUUGGCAACAACCGUGAACUAGUCGUAGUCUCAUCAUGUAGAUAAGAAAUAUCGGCUUUUAGCUUUACUCGUAUUAGUGCUCUAUUUGAUAUUUAUAAAGAGAUUUAGUUUCAGAGCAUGAA
Molecule: messenger RNA, 12121 nt
Organism: Oryza sativa Japonica Group (Japanese rice)
Lineage: Eukaryota; Viridiplantae; Streptophyta; Magnoliopsida; Poales; Poaceae
Biological process (GO): regulation of DNA-templated transcription; DNA repair
Cellular component (GO): nucleus; SAGA complex; NuA4 histone acetyltransferase complex
Molecular function (GO): protein binding
Source: RefSeq, a predicted model, not a curated record